This is a messenger RNA of Colletotrichum scovillei, 1178 nucleotides long. RefSeq names its product haloacid dehalogenase-like hydrolase. Gene Ontology annotation, molecular function: beta-phosphoglucomutase activity; sugar-phosphatase activity. NCBI's taxonomy places the organism in Eukaryota, Fungi, Ascomycota, Sordariomycetes, Glomerellales, Glomerellaceae. The record is from RefSeq and is a predicted model, not a curated record. The transcript is spliced from 3 exons. Bases 362 to 1072 code for a protein of 236 amino acids.
CGGUGCCGCUGCCGCAGCGUCAGAAGGGGGCCCUUCCGGUGGACAGAAAUGCCCAUCUCGGGGUUUUUGGCCGCUGGAAAGAUGCCGCAGCUCAAAUAGCGGGCUGGUCAAAGGCGGAUUACCAAGGUUGUCGUUGCCGACUCGGAACUUCAACGAUCCAUUCAGAGUCAUAUCUCACUCAACUUCAACUCGUAAUCUCAACUAGACUCUUGAAUACAAUAAUUUUAUCUUCACUAUCCAUCUUAGACCACAUCAAAGACCAUAAACAUAAAUCGAACAUAUAAAACAUUCAUCUCUUCAGGUACACACCCACAACUCACAUCAGAGGGAUAACCGCUUACCCUGUCUACCAGAGUCAACCAUGUCGUACACGGCCCCUCCACAACGCAUCACCUUUGAUGGCUUCCUCUUCGACAUGGACGGCACCAUCAUCGACUCAACAGAGGCCGUCGUGAAGCACUGGCACACCGUCGGCAACGAAAUAGGAGUCGCGCCCGAAGUCAUCCUCGAGACCUCGCACGGCCGUCGUAGCAUCGACAUCUUGAAGAUUCUCGCCCCUGAAAAAGCAAAUUGGGAGUACACGCGUGAGAUGGAAGGCCGCCUCCCGAAACUCUACGGGGGAGACGCCGUCGAGAUCCCUGGGGCAAGGGCACUCCUCGACGCCCUCAUCGCGAAGUCGGCUCCCUGGGCCAUCGUCACCUCGGGGACGGAACCCCUUGUGGGCGGGUGGCUCGACGCGCUCAAGCUGCCGCAGCCUCAACACCUCGUCACCGCCGAGUCCGUCGAGAACGGUAAGCCGGACCCGACCUGCUACCGCAUCGGCCGCGCGAAGCUCGGCCUGGAAGACGCGUCCAAGCAGGUGCUCGUUCUCGAGGACAGCCCCGCCGGCAUCAGAGCCGGUAAGGAGGCUGGGUGUAAGGUGCUGGGCCUCGUCACGAGCCACACCGUUGAGCAGGUCGUGGACGCGGAACCCGAUUGGAUCGUCAGAGACCUCGAUUCUGUCAAGGUCGUGGAGAGUCGCGACGGUGUCGUCACGCUGGAGUUUACGGACGCCCUCGUUUCGAAGCCUUAGUGUAGUUGUCUACAGCUGACUGACUACUCUGGCGUGAGGAAUGGAGGCUCUGCUAAUGAAUCGAUAGAGCAAGAAUAGACUUGGCCUGUAUAGACUUUAGUAUGAC